Messenger RNA from Mirounga angustirostris (Northern elephant seal), 8234 nucleotides. It is a transcript of the gene EFNA4, whose product is annotated as ephrin A4. Gene Ontology annotation, cellular component: plasma membrane. Lineage: Eukaryota; Metazoa; Chordata; Mammalia; Carnivora; Phocidae. The transcript is spliced from 3 exons. Bases 1794 to 2570 code for a protein of 258 amino acids. Gene Ontology annotation, molecular function: ephrin receptor binding. The record is from RefSeq and is a predicted model, not a curated record. Gene Ontology annotation, biological process: axon guidance; ephrin receptor signaling pathway.
GCCGGGCGCGCGCCCCACUCUCGCUCUGUGCGCGGCGCCGCCUGGCCCGGGCCGCGCGCCGGGGCUCCUUUGUUUGAGCCGGCGGGGGAGGGGGAGGGGAGGGGCGAGGCGCGCCCGGGGCUCCCCCCCGCCCGCACGUGUUGGGGGGCGGGCGGAGGACCCCCAGCUCUGAAGGCGGAAGGUGGGAUCUCGGAGCCGGGGGCCCCCCGGCCUGCGCUCCGAGCCCCGCCCCCUCGCUUUUCCCUCUCUCCUGCUGUUCCCCUCCACCUCCGAGCUGGGGCGGGCGGUCUGGAGAGGGAGGGAGGGGGCUUCACGCUUGAGAAGGAGCGUGGUUUACUCUCCUGCUCGCUUGGCCUCCUGAGCUCAUUCACUAUCUCUGCGUUCAUCUCCGUCAUUCUGGGUCCUUCUAUUUCUGUCCAUUCUCGGCCCUGCCCUUCCAGCUGAAUCACCUUCGGGCAAGCCGUUUGACUCCCUAACCUCAGUUAUCUCAUCUGUAAAAUGGGCUAAUAACACCUGGUACCCUGGGAAAUCAGGCGGGCUGACCGAGGUCACGUGUGUGGAAGAGGUGCAGGCUGUAGAUACAAAUUAUUCUUUCUUUCUUCCGAGCCUUUGAACCUCGGUAUUUUUUACUGUUUGCAUUUUCCUCCCCAGUUCUCCCUGUCUCUCUGCUUUCUCCAUCUGUUUGCCUUUCUGAUUUUCUACUUGAGACAAUCUGUGACUCUGUUCAUUUGUUCACUCACCAACAUUUGUUACGCAGGACGUGUGCUAGGAUGCUGGAUAUAGAGAGAGAAGACCUCAGCUCUGGCCUCUGGGAGCCCGGAGACCCCCCGGGGAGGGCAGGCAUCAAGACAGGUCAUUACAAUGCUGGCACCACGUGGUAACAGCUAUUGUCCUCCCAGUUCCGAAGCCCUCUCUCUGUUCCAGACCAGUGCCUCUGAAUCACUUGGAGAACUUGUUAGAAAUUCAGGUUCCUAGCCCCCAACCCUGAGGUUUCUGGCCUGUUCAUUCAAUCUGCAAAUAUUUAUUAAGUGUUUGGGCAGGACACUUUUCCAGGCACUGGGGAUGCUGCAGAAAUCAUACCAAGGCCCAGCUUGUGUUUGAGUGGGUCUGAGCUGAGCCCAGGAAUCUGCAUUUCUGAUCAGAACUCCAAAUGCAGGUGGUCCUUAGACCACCCAUUGAGGGAUAGUUAGAGGCCUUUCAUCCGUCACGGUAGACUGUGUGGAUGGUCAGGAAGGGGGAAAGUAGUUCACAGUGUAUAAUGCUGUGGGGGCAGCCUGUCCCAGCCCUUCCCGCCUGUCCUGGCUCCCACAGGCAGCUCCCAAGAGGUAGGGAAGGGAGUCCUGAGUAGGCCAAAGAUGAGUUGAUACCUGGAGGGCCCUCCCCCAUCCACAGCCUAUUCCUUCCUUCCUUCCUUCCUCCCUCCCUCCCUCCCUCCCUCCCUCCCUCCCUCCCUCCCUUCCUUCCUUCCUUCCUUCCUUCCUUCCUUCCUUCUUUCCUUUCACUGUGACAUUCUUCUCAGUAUUGCAUUGAGAUCCGGAAAGCUGUCUUCCUCUCUCUGCCUCUGCUGAUGAGGAUACGGUUCCUGGCGUCCAUGUCUGCAGCCGUGACUGCGCUGCGGGCCCAGAUUUGUACCCCUCGUCUCUGCGCCCCAGCUUCUUAGCACCUGACAUGUACCAAGUGCAGAGUGCUCUGCCAGGCCCUCUGUUGGGCACUGGGGCUGGAGAGCUGGCGGCAGCUCCAGCCUGAAAAUGUAGGGUCUGGAGAGUGGCCGUCUCAGGCUUGAGCACGUGGUUAUGGGCACUGCCGUCCCUUCACCUCUCAAUACCUGCAAACUGGUUACCGCCCCCGCCCCCGCCCCCCCACUCCUUGACUCUGUGUCUCAAGAGUUGUCAGGUUGGGAAACUCAGGCCUCGCUGAGCUGCUCCCUCUCCAGUGGGUGGGGGAGAGGCUGGAAGGGACCACCGGGACCCUCACGCCCCUGGGGAGCUGCAACGUGGCCCUUCAGCCCGCCCCUGCCUGAUGCCUGCAGGCUGCUUGGAGGAGACGCCGUGGUGAAGCUGGAGCUCAACGAUUACCUAGACAUCUUCUGCCCGCACUAUGAGGGGCCAGGGCCCCCUGACGGCCCCGAGACGUUCGCUUUAUACAUGGUGGAGCGGCCAGGCUAUGAGGCCUGCCAGGCCCAGGGGCCAGGAGCCUUCAAGCGCUGGGAGUGCGCCCUCCCCUUCGCUCCCUUUGGCCCGGUUCGAUUCUCUGAGAAGAUUCAGCGCUUCACACCCUUCUCCCUUGGCUUUGAGUUCUUGCCUGGAGAGACCUACUACUACAUCUCGGUACCGACUCCCGAGAGUUCUGGCAAGUGCUUGAGGCUCCAGGUGUCUGUCUGCUGUGAGGAGAGCAGCGCGGCUGUGAUCCACCCCAGAAGCCCCACCAGAGCCCUCUUUCUGAACGGUGUCCUCGGUGGAGCCCGGGUGAGGGGUGCCCCUCCCCCCGCCGCCGUGCCCCGCGGCUCCCGCUGGCACCGUGCCGGCCCGCCUGGCACCGAGCCAGCGAUCGAUAGGUGGACGUUGUGCUGAUUAGCUCGGCCCGGCUGCGGCGGCGAGAGGCGGCGGGUGAAGCCGCGGGGGGGCGCGAGACUGACAGACGCCGGACCCCGGGAACUCGCGGGCCCCUCCCCCACCCUUUCGCACCCGGCAGACCCCGCUCGCUCGCGUUCGUUCCACUGCUCUGCCCGAGGGGCGGAGGGCGGCACCGCGGGCGGAGCCGCCGUGAGUCGACCCCUUCCCCGGUUCGAGGCCGGGGUCAGAAAACGCCGCGUCUGUAGGUGCGCGUGUCCGCGCGUCCGCGCCCUCGGCCCCCACCGCGCUCUGCAGCGGACGCCGAGGGCCCGGGGCGCCCACGGGCGGCGUCUGAGCUCGAGCGUGAGCUGCGGCCCGGCCUUCUGGUCCUGGGUUCGAGUGGCGUCUCCCCUGUCAUCCAGGAGGGGGUCCUGUGUCGCCGUGGAAACCGAGGGCACUGCUGCCUCGUGCACCGCCCCCCCCCCCCCGCAGAAGCCGUCAGCGAGGUGCGCGGGGCGACCGGUGACUGGGCCCUGCCCUCCACUGACGACGGUGGGGGUCUCCCCCCGACGCCCCCCGCCCGCCUCGCCCACCCAGCCGGGCGCGCUUGCUGCCUAGUGUGCGGAGCAGGCGGGGGCGCGGGGCGCGGGCGGCGGGCGGGCACUCGGACGUGCGCCCUCGCCGGCCGCCGGCUCCCUGCAGGUGUCUGAGCGGACGCCUCGGCGGCAGGGCAUCCGUGCGAGGGUCGCAACCUCCCGCCCGCCCGCCCUUUCCUCACACCUGGCCCUGCGCGUUCAGCCGGGCCAGCCCCGGGGCGCGCCCCCCAGAGGGCCAGGUCCGCUCCCGGGGCGAGGCGGGCUGAAGGUGCGGGGCGGCCUUCCGCGACUGGGCCCGACCCAUGGGAAGGCCUCGAGGCGCGUUCCGGGGCGCGGUUCCAGGAGGCUGGGCAGGCCUGUGAGGUUUUGGGCGUCACCGAUCUCCCCUAAACUCGGCGGCGCUAGACGGCCCAAGGUGGGGCCCUCAAUUCGCUAGGCCCGCCCUAGUCUCUCCCCAGCAGAUGCGAAAACUGGUCAUCUUUGCCUCACUCUGUCUCGUCGUCCCAAGAGCCUGAAAGACUCUGCGACCUGGGUCCUGCCCCACAAUUUACGGGGUUGCAAACCACCCUCUUUCUCUAGAAGCUAAACCCUGAAGCUUUGGUCUUUUUAUGAUGUGACCCCUCUCUCUCCUCUUUCAGUAGUCCGUUCCUUCCUUUGCUUAUUCAGUCAUUCAUCAAAUCGGGAGCUCCCAGCGCGCCCUUCUUUCAGCCGGCCACGGCAGCUGGGGUCGUCGGGGGAUUCCCAGCCGUGACGCAGUCGGAGAGGGCCACUCUGGCUUCCAAAUAGCCAACUGAAUCCCGGGCCCUGGGGCAUGAGGUCAUCAGCGGUGAUGCCCAUUGGUUCAGGCCUGGACGUGGGGAGGGGGUCCCCAUAGCAACCGACGGUGCGUCCCACCGUAACCGGGAGAGUGGUCGUUGCUUGAGCUCCAGUGGCAGCUUGGGUGGCUGUUUGGCUUGGGGGCGGGGAGACUGGAUGGAGCUCAGCUUCCCAGGUCCCGCCGCCCUAGCCCAACCAAGCUCGUAUCAUUCUCGAGAUCCUUUUUCUCCCUCCAAGUAAUGGUCAGUGCCACUUACCCCAGGAAGGUUAGGGGAGGAGUACUGGCAACACCGCUGGGGUCCUGGGUGCCCGGCUCCCGCCACAUGGAAUGCUUCUGAGAUCCUCCUGGUCUUCUGCAUAUCAUCUGCAUCUCAUUUGCAUUCUCUUCAUUUAAGGUCAAAUUGAGCAGACAUCUCCACAUCCCCAGCCCUGUCACUUGUCUGUAUCCCGACUUUAUCCCUUAGCAGCUCCAUAAUUUCUCCUUUUCCGGUUCCUUACCCCACCCCUCUUCUAGCCUCCAACGUCUCCUCCAGUGGGAGGGGGCGCAGCCUAGCUAAAGCAGAAAGAAGUCUGCCUCUCCCUCUGGAUGUUUGUUGACAGAUGGGGAGGGCUGGUCUGUACUGCCUAGAGAUUAAAUUGGCAAAGCAAAUGGUGGGGGAAGGUGCCCCGGGGCCGGGUAGAGGGUCUCCAGGGCCAAAUCACCCACACGCCCGGCAGGGUGCUGGAACAAGGGCUGCCUGCUUCCAGCGAGGGGCAGGCCUGCCCACCUGUCUGGUGCCAGGCCAGCUUCCUUCCUCCAAUUAAAUACUAAUGAGGUGUCAUUAACCCUUAGUUUGCCUGCCAGCCCUCCGGUGGAGCGCAGAUUCAUGGUCUCCCAGCGAAGCAAGAGGGAGGCCCUUUGAAGAAGCUCAGAGGUAGUGGGGCCCCGGGGCCAGGAGACCCGCAGGCAGGGCCAGAGGUGUGAGCAGCGGGCGCUGGUUAUCCUGGGUGUGGCAGAGGCGCUCUAGACGCGGGUGUCCCCCCCGUCUGAGUGCGCUUCUUCCUCAGUGUAUCAAUGCAACAAUUUGUUGGGAAUCACCUUACCUACUCCUGCUAACUCAACACCAGGCCGUGUGCUGCAGGCUAGGGAUAUGCACUUGCAUCAGACAAGAUUGCUUUCCCUUAAGGAAUCUUCAGACUACUCAGGAAGACAAACUGGCCAACAAACAACUCUAAUGCCAAGUGCAAAUGCUACGACAGAGCUACAUACAAAGUGCCAUGGGGAAAUGGGCUGUCAGAGGAGACGUGAGCUUGAAGGACAAAGUUUGAGGCAGGGAGGGGAUGUGCAGACCUCAUAAAGCCUGUGUGUGUGACUCAGCGUGGGCCUGUGGUCAGGGGUGUUUUCAGGACUGCUGGUGUUUGCCCUCCCAGAGCUGUACAUUUUGCAUCUGUAUAUGUGUGUGAGCGUGUGUAUGUGUGUUGUCUGCAUCUCUCUGUGUCUGGAACCCCUUCUCCUGAACACACAUUGUGGUUUUAUUACAGAUCAAUGUUUGCCGUGAAGCUCUUGUGCAGAUUAGCCUGGACCUGCCCAGCCCAGGGGAGGGGCGUAGAGAGAACUGAUGUUGGCUCUUGGGGAAGGGGUGGGCAGGCACCGUCUCCACACUUGGGGGCCCAGACUCUCGGCUCCGCAGUUGGCAGCGGCCGGCCACAGGAGGCAAAGGGCUGGGCCCCGGGCUGUGGUAGGGUGUGCCCAAGCUGUAGUGCCCUCUGGCCCUGGCUCCCCAGAGGAGACAGGGGGGUUCCCGCCACCACUCCUCACCGAGAUCUCAGGCCCCCCUCCCCCAACUCGUUCUGUCUGCGGAGGAGCAGGCCAGCUCAGACGUGUCUGCUGGCUCUCUCCUGCAGGGAGCAGAUCCCUUCCAGAGGACUCUGGAGGGCUGGGGAAUGCUGGAGCCUACUAGGAGGCCCUCAGAGGCUCUCUCCAGCCCGGAUUCCCCCACCCACUCCAGGGAGCCACUUCUCUGGGUUUCACCCAGACGUAGCCACCUUCGCCAGGGAUCCUCUCAACCGGUAGGCAGAAGGUGGGGGCUAGGGUUCUGGUGAUGAGGAUGGGGCGGGGUGGGGGCUGAGGCUACUCAGAGACCGCUGCCCCAGUUCCCGCUCCUGAGGCCGCUUGCUGGAAAGCUCAGUUUCUGUGGCGGGAAGAAAAGAGUCUGGAUCUUGGCAGUUUUAGGGGUUAUGAAGAGGCUCUGCAGUCUGAGGAGAAGGUCAGGGACCCCUCCUUCCACACUGUCAAGGAUGGGGACUUCCUGGUUUGGGAGGAAGCUUGCCCUCCCCCUGAUUCCAUCUAACUUUCCUGCCCCAUCCCACUCCCCAAGCCCUGGGCCAGCUCUGUCACCAUGACAGCUUUCAGAGAAGCUUGGAGAGCGGGAGAAGUUAUGGAACAGCCAGUUCAGGGCUAGUCUCAGUGGGCAGAACUCAGGAGAGAAUCCUUAAUAAUAACGGUGUUGGGGGGCGCCGGGAUGGUGACUCUCGUGGGUGUGAGUUCGAGCCCCACGUUGGGUAUGCAGAUUACUUAAAAAUAAAGUCUUUUUAAAAAAUAAAUAAAUGGGAUGCCCGGGGGGCUCAAUCGGUUGGGUGUCUGCCUUUGGCUCAGGUCAUGAUUCCAGGGUCCUGAGAUCGAGCCCCACGUCGGGCUCCCUGCUCAGCGGGGAGCCUGCUUCUCCCUCUCCCACCACCACCCUCCCCCCACACCCCGCUUGUGUUUCCUCUCUCGCUGUGUCUCUCUCUGUCAAAUAAAUAAAUAAAAUCUUUAAAAUAAAUAAAUAAGUCAAUAAAUGGGUAAAACUAAUUGGUGAUGAGGCCCCCAUGAACCAAGCACCUCAUGGGUCCUGAGCACUGUGCUAAGGGCUUCCCAGACCGGGUCCCAAUCUCAGCCAACUCCUGGAGGAAGGGUAUUAUUUUCCCUACUUCACAGAUGAGGAAGCAGCCAGAAAUUGGGUGACUAGAAGAGCCCAUGAGUGCGGGGACUGGGGCGCAACCUCAAGCCCACCCUGUCACUGCGAGGCCACACUCCUCUUUUCCUGAAGCGCAUUCAGGGGACUCACACACACUCUCACAGCACCCCGGAGAUGCCUCCCCACUUCAGGCCGCGCAGCUUGUGGGGCUCAUUACAGGGAGCAGGGCGUGACGAGGGUCAGAGGUUCUCACACCCUGACCGACCCACCGAGCCCGGCAUCCUGGUUUCCUGUGUCCUGGACACACGGCGGUGGGCGUGCCGGGGCGGCCCCUGUGGCUGUGUGUGUGUGUGUGUGUGUGUGUGUGUGACUCCACGUCAACUCAGGACAUGGCGCAUCGCACAGCCAUGCCGACAACACACUGGGGAGAGUCAGCCAGCAGGCACGUGCCAUCAUCCUCUUCCUUGGCACCCAGGUCUCCACGUGACCGCCAUCCCGACGGCCUGCCUGCUCCGGGGCAGACGCAUGGGCCCUGGGCAAGGUGCAGAACCUGGGACUAUUUCAUGUCUGGGGCAGGCGGCUGCCUCCCCCGUGCCCACACUUGCCCGUCCUUCCCCUUGCAGGCUCCUUGUUUAUUUGUUUAAUGAAUUAUUUAUCCAUGGCCCCCCCUUCUCUGCUGGUCUCCCCCUCCCCCAGGCCCUAGCCUCCACGAUUUAUUGAACACAGCUCAGCUCUGUGGUUGCCACCCGAUGUCCUGGGAGCCGCCUUGGGCCACGCAGCCCGAGUACUCCCUCUGCCCCCGACCUGUUCCACUCCCUGCUUCCUUGGCCCUGAGGCGGGUGGGAGUGAGGCACCAUGUCAGAGGGCUCCCAGGGGUCUAAAUUCAGUGUCCCUGGAGAGAACAUGGCAACCAGAGGUGCACCAGCAAGACUGAGGCCCAGAGGGAGAUGCAGGCUGAACCUGCAGGUAAGAGAAAAGAGGCCUGAGGCCCUAGAGGGAGGACCGGCCCCAUGGAGAGAACCCCAGCCCCAGCAGAGGCCCUCACCCUACAGACAGGUGUCUGUCCGGGCCCAGGCCUUAGACACCAGUGUCUCAAACCAUAGCUUGUGACCCCUUGGGGUGGUGAAAUCAAGAAUAAAUUUUAUGCGUCUCAACCACCUUUUUAUUUAAGAAAAAAAAAAAAAAGAUUUAAAACUAGAAGAGGAUGGGGCACCUGGGGGGCUCAGUCGUUAAGCGUCUGCCUUCGGCUCAGGUCAUGAUCCCAGGGUUUUGGGAUGGAGCCCCGCAUCGGGCUCCCUGCUCCGCGGGAAGCCUGCUUCUCCCUCUCCCACUCC